Messenger RNA from Vespa mandarinia (Asian giant hornet), 5156 nucleotides. RefSeq names its product kinase protein wishful thinking (gene wit). NCBI's taxonomy places the organism in Eukaryota, Metazoa, Arthropoda, Insecta, Hymenoptera, Vespidae. Gene Ontology annotation, cellular component: signaling receptor complex; plasma membrane. Gene Ontology annotation, molecular function: transforming growth factor beta receptor activity; ATP binding. Gene Ontology annotation, biological process: protein phosphorylation; cellular response to growth factor stimulus; BMP signaling pathway. The record is from RefSeq and is a predicted model, not a curated record.
UUAUGUAUGUAUUAUAUGUCGUAUGGCGUAGCACUCCUACAAACACAACGGGAGCUUUAAUGCGAAGCUCAUUGCUUACCUAUGAGUUUCGCUUGUUAGUAUCAUUUUUACGCAUUUAUGAACGCGUGGUUAUAUCGCGAUUCAAUGGAUAUUGUUUGACUGUCAAUUGUAGGUUUUCAACCAUAAUAUUUUUCCACAAAGGAUCGUUGCAGUUUUAUGAAAUCGUGCGAUGUUGCCCUUAGUGACGGCGUCAAGAACUUACAGAGCGCACGUGAAAAUUUUACAAAGAUUAUCGGUCAAAAUAUGAACAAAGAGUGCCUAUGGUAGUACUAUAUAUCGCUAUGGUCAAAGAUGCCAAUUCUUAAGAAGCAUUGCUUCUGCUGAAGUGGCCAACUUGAAGAGGCUUGCUAAAGCACAAUGAGAGCCAUUGUAUCAAUCGUAUUGGUCACACUACUGUAUGGGAUAAGCUCAGCCCCCAUUUAUGCCACUCGAAUAUGUGCAAGUAGAAAAAAAAAUAAUGAACAUAAUUCCUUGAAACAAAAUUCAACAGGGGUGUCUGAAGAUGUACCCAAUAACAGUAAUGUAGUUCGUAUCUCAGCAGAUGAUGACAUUAAAAUUGACAUAUGUAAUAAUUUUUGUCAUGCAUUGUGGCAAGAAAAUAAGACUGCAAAUGGUACAGAGAUUAUCAUUUUAUCACAAGGCUGUUGGAAACAAUCUGGUGAACAAAAGUGUGAAAACACAGAAUGUGUGGCAUUACAACGUUCUACCAAGGCUUUAAAUAAUACCAAGUUUUGCUGUUGUCAUGGAGAUUAUUGUAAUUUAAAUAUUACAAAUAAUAACCUUUUGUACUCUGAUAACAAGAUAUUUAAUUCCGCACCAGUGCAGAAAAAUCUUGCAACAACAGAAUAUUUAGAACAGUCAGAUUCAGAAAGAUGGUUGCUCAUAAUAAUGAGCACAUUAGUUUGCACUUUAUUGGUGAUAUGUACAAUAAUUAUGCUGAUAUAUCGAAUCUAUUGUAACAAUAUAUUAGCAAGAUUAGGAAAACCUAUAUCGUAUGAUGAUCAAUUUAUGGAUAGCACAGCAUUAAGGACUGGUACUUAUACGGUUGAUCAUUUAAAAUUGACUACAAUUGUGGGACAAGGACGAUAUGGUUCUGUUUGGCAAGGUAGUAUGGGUGAUCAAGAUGUUGCUGUGAAAAUAUUUCCUUCUCAUUAUCGUAAUUAUUUUCAAAACGAAAGAGAUACUUACUGUUUGCCCUUUAUGGAACAUCCAUCUCUGUUAAGCUAUUAUGGUGUAGACGAAAGAGUAAGCCUGGAGGGUAGUACAGAAUAUCUUUUAGUAUUAAGCUUUGCACCGGGUGGUACUUUAACAGACUUCUUACAAACGCAUACUGUCGACUGGAUGACAUUCUGCAAAAUGGGUCUUUCCAUAGUUAAGGGACUUGCAUAUUUACAUACUGAUAUACGUAAAGGCGAUAAAUUCAAGCCCUGUAUCGCACACAGAGAUAUCAACUCGAGAAAUAUAUUGAUUAAAACCGAUGGAAAUUGUUGCAUAUGUGACUUAGGAUUAACAGUGCAAAUAUCUGGAUCUAAGUAUUACUCUAAUGGAGAAGAACAACAUGCGGAGAUAAAAUCGAUUAAUGACGUGGGUACUUUGAGAUAUAUGGCACCGGAAGUAUUAGAGGGUGCUGUAAAUCUACGAGAUUGUGAAAGUUCUCUCAAACAAAUAGAUGUUUAUGCAAUGGGCCUAGUGUUGUGGGAAUUGGUUUCAAGGUGUUCCGACAUUUACAUUCCUGGAUCAGAGGUGCCUCAAUAUAAACAACCGUAUGAAAAUGAAAUUGGAUUGCAUCCUACGUUUGAACAGAUGCAAGUAUUGGUAUCGCGUAAAAAAGCUAGACCCCUUUUAGAGGGGAACUUAAUCGAUAGACCAGGAGUGCGUCUUAUCAAGGAAACUAUGGAAGAUUGUUGGGAUGCAGAUGCUGAAGCACGUUUGACAGCUUUAUGUAUAGAAGAACGUCUUUCGGAAUUACAAUCUCAUCGUAUUACUUCAUAUUUUACCGAUGGGAGCCCCAUGGUGAACUCUCAUUGUGCCUUAGUGCCUUCAACCACAAAUAGCCUUUAUAGCGAAACUUCACAUCACGAUAAUGUUCAUGUUGUUCAACUUGCAAUGCACAUGAGUCAAGAUGGGCCUACGAACGAAAGCAAUAUGGUCGAUAAUUUGGUUACGCUUUCUCCAUCUGACAGUGUUGCCCACGAACAUAGUUUUAAAAACUCCAAUGAAGUAGCCGUAUAUAAUCACACACAAACUCUUCAACCUUAUCAAGGUAGAAAUCCUUGUAUGGAGAGAAAUUUGAUGUUACAGUCUGACUCCUUAGAGGAUCUGGGAUGUAAUGGUAAUGUUUUAGUUGAUAAAUCUUUGAAGCAUACGUGCAAUGAUCAAUACAAAGUCGUGACAGAGGCGCAAGGUCUCGUAUCGCACGAUUACUUGGGUCAGCAUACGACUCAGUUGGCGCAACUUAGACCAGCGACACCGAUACCAUACGUUCAAAAUGUCAUAACCGAGGAUGGCGGUACGUCGUACAAUAAACGAAAGCAAACCAAUGUUCACGAUAAUUUUCUUCAAGAAAGUCCGCGGAAAAAGAUUUUCGGUGGUUGGCCCAAUUUAAAAAAAUUACUCGUCAAUAAGAAGAUGCACCCGUAUAAUAAAUAUCCGAUAGACAGGGAAGAUUCUAAAUCCAACUUAUUGUCGAAGCAAAAUGUACAAAUUAAAACUGUGGACACUAACGUGACCAUUUCUCCCGGUGGGAAAUACGUUAAUGGAAUUAUUGGUAAGACGUCUACUUCGACUACGCCAAUAGUCAAAAAUGAUAAGAAUGUAGUACAAAUUGGAAAACACGCGUAUGAUAAUGAUGGUACGACAACUAAUGCUCGGCCGUCGACUUUACCAUUAGUUAAUUUGAAAAAUAAGAAAGGUGAGAGCAAUCUUAGCAGGCAAGAAAGUAUUGACAAAUUCAACGAAGUCUUUAAUGUUAGAUCUAAUGUAAACGUAUUGAAAGAUCCGCAUAUGAGAAUAAAAACUCCAGGAGAUUUACCUCCUUCCGUAAGAAAGAUUCGUGGUCGUGCACAAUCGACAGCUAGAUUUUCGCUCUAUGACGAUCGGAUGAUGUGUAAUAUUCUUAGCGAGGAAGAGGAUCGUAGCGACAAAGCCAUUUGGAAUUCAGUGCCAUUUGGUAUGGAUCUUGGUGAAGGAGAUGGAACAAGUUCACCUAUAAAACAUAGUACCAAAAAUGUUACUUGCUUCUAAUGAGAGAAACACGAUAUCAAUGUAUAUGUAAAAUCUCUAUAUGUACGAAUAAGUGAAACUAAAAGGCUGAAUUGAAAUUCCGCCUGAAAGAUAUGUACAGAGAAAUUUUCUUUUAAAAAGUAAAUAAGAUUUUAUACUUAAUACCGGUAUGUUACUAAAAUGCAGAUACAUAUAUUGUACACACACAAUAGAAUUAGAUGUCAGGAAAUCAGAAAAGGAGAUGAAUAUACUAAAAAAUCAGAAAUAUCAUAAAAUCUAAUAAUUACAUGUGGUGGUUUGUCGCACGAUACAUGAAUUUUUUCUUAUUUCUUCAUUGAUAUUUAAUGCGUAACGCUUCGAAAGUAAAAACAAUUUAGUGCAUCUAAGAUACAGUGCAAUGUGUAUUUAUUAAAUUAUUGAAAUACAUAAGGGAUAUUUUCAAUGUUCUAUAGAUAGAAAAAUUUCGUGUAAAUUGUCACGUAAAUUUGUUCUAUCGUUUGCAUAUAUAUAUAUCAUUCUUUGAAACGAGAAUGUAUAAUAUUUAUAUACAUGGACAAUCAAUGCAAGCAUACACAAUUGAUGUGAUUUUAUGUGUAUUCGUCUUUUACUCUUUUUUUCUUUAUAUAAAGUAUAAAAAAAAAAAAAAAGAAAAAAAAAAGAAAAAAAAAGAAAAAAAAAGAAAAAAGGAAAAAAAAAAAAAAAGAAAAAAAACCAUUUACAAGCCAUGUAACACAGAGAAAAAUAUUAAGCUUUGACAUAGCAAUUAAGAAAAUCAAGCAUGAGCUUCAUAAAAAUUAUUAUGCUGAAAAUUUACCGAAAAUAAUUACUUUACAAAGUGUUUCAUUCAUUGACACGCUAUCAUUGAAUUUUUUUUAUUAAUUGAUAAUACUUUGUAAAUCAUGUGUUUAGAAAUUGCAAAAUAAGUAUUUGCACAUAGCACAAAAACUGCUUGAUAUUAGUAUAUUAAAAUAUAUCUUGUCCAUUUAUGCACAAUGAUAUUAAUCGGAUAUGUAAAUAUGAGAUUCAGUCAUUCUAUAAGUUAAUUAACUACUUAGGUGCGACAUAUUUGACUAUGGGUCGAUCAUAGAUUUAUGUACGUAUGUAUGUACCAGAAAGUUAGGUACUAAGUUUUGCAUGGUUGGUAUGGCUAUAUAUUUUAAUUUAAAUUUAUGAAUUGGCAAUACAUUGAAAUUUGACCAUUAGAAUAUUUAUAAAGAUUAUUAAAUUGUUGUGUUUAUCGCUUAAAGGAGUACCUGCACGAAAUCUAUGUUUACAAAUACAUCGAUAUGUAAAUAUUUUGUAGCAUAAAUUCAACUUGAUGUAAUUUUUAAUGGAGCUUAAACUAUUACAUUGGUUAUAAUUGCAUUGAUUUUCGAUCGCACACUUUUAUUGCUAUAUUCGUCCUCGAGUAUAUUAUUAUCAAGAUGAUCAUAUAAUGAAAAAUAUGCGAUUCGGAAUAAAGAAGUUUCUAAAAGUCGAAGACCUAUUAGUAUUCUUGAGAAAUAAUUUUAUUCUAUGCUGUGGUAAACCUUUGUAAUCUGAUCCUUUUUUUCUUUUUCUUUUUCUUUUUUUUUUUUUUUUGAACAGAGCCCUCCAAUUAGGUAGUACAUACAUACAUAUAUCUAAAUAUAGAAUGGGUUGCUAUCUUCUUCAUCGUUGAAUCGUCAAAUUCUAGACUAUAAAGCGGCAAAUGCAGAAGAACUAUAUUCUGUCCCCUCUUAGCAAAAUGUGAUUGGCCGAGUCUUCAUUGCAACGAUUUAAUGUCGUACAAAAUAAGCACGUACGUUGUAUCUGUGACAAUUUUAAUGGUCAUUUGUCAUCUGUUAAUGACUGUUAAACGUGUAAAUAAAACAAAUAAAAAAUAAUAUCAUAUA